UUCUAGCAUCACAAAUAUUCACAGGUAAUUCUUUACUUCCAUGCCUUGCUCUCCUCUGCCUUGAUUCCAAGGAAUUUCUCUACUUGCGUUUUCUUUUCGCAUUUCUAUCCUCUGCUUUGAUUUCCUGGAUUUUCUCGACUUGGGUUUUUCUUUUCUGAGUUUUGUAUUCAAUCUGUUAACGGGUUAAACAGGUUUAUUUCCUUUUCCUUUAUCCUCAAUUUCCAUGAAUAUUUAUGUGGGUAUAUGAGGAUUUGUAUUGAUUUGGCAUUCUUCUGAAUAUUAUUGUGUAGUUGUGUAGACAUUUCUGGGGUGUUCUUGAAAUUUCACGCCUUGAUGACUUCAAUGUGUCAUAGCUAGGACAAAGUAAUAGCUAUGGAUACUAUGUGAUUAUUCAUCCUCUGCCUGUACUGCAACCUGAUACUUGAUUACUAGCAUCAUUGAUAUUGAUGGGUAUUAAGUCAUGGUUGAAGAAAAGAUCAUCAUUCCAAAUUACGACAAUGAUGCUAGUAGGUGGUUUGGUGGGUCUGAGUUAAAGUCUUUAACAGGUUCAAACACUAAACACACCAUAAUGGGUGAACUUGCUGCCUAGCUAGUUUGGACCUCCAGAGUAGCUGAACGUCUUUGAACUAAGUCAAAUUUUGCAAUGGCAUGGGUUAGACUUAGACAUUUUAGGUUUUGGUUCAUGACUUUCUUUUAGCAAUUCAUUGGGUGGGAACAAUAGCCUUCAGUUUCUUUCUAUCACAAAGAUUAAUCCAUGUAGCUCAUUUUGCUAGUCCUUUUGUUCCCACCAUUUCAAAUUCAUUUAUGUUAUUGCCCCCGAAAGAAGUUAUUCAGUAUAUGUUUAGCACAUCUACCUUGAGCAAUACCCCACCAGUGUUUCGUCAUAGUGCUCCGAUCAGAACUUCAAAUUAAGAUUUUUUUUUCCACCAAAGAGCAAUCAUUUCAUAUGUUCGCUUGGGUUUUGGUUUCAUUGGUUAUUGUAAUAUUUCUGAUUGCAAAGUAGAAUGGAUACUUUUCGUGAAGGAGCCCUUAUGCAGGAUUAUAGAAUAGCUGAGACUAACAAUUUCAUCAUUUACAAGAAGUAAUUGCUCCCUUAUCUCACAAGGAGAAACAAUUAUUAGUGCAAGUUUAAAUAAGUAGUGGGUGUUCACUCAGUUUUGUUGCAAAAAAUAAAGGUUUCUAAAGAGAGUGAGUUUUUGGAUGCUACUUUCGACAUUUUGUCUUUGGAUAGAUAUGUUUUUAAUUCAUGAGAUUUGAAUAUCGACAUUUGUCUGAAAAAAUGAGCUAGUCAAACAAAAUGAUUCUGUGGCUUAUUAUGCUGGCAGUGCUUGGUAGAUUAUUCUUGAAGUAGAGUGCUGCUUGUUCCUGUGGCUAUGCCGAGACAAUGGUUUGUUCUUACAUGAGCCUAUGUGUGCAAAAUGUGGUCUGCCUAAGGCGAGUCGUCCAAAGACAGAUGAGCAACCAGAUUUGUUUCAUUUCUCAGACACCAUCUUCAUUUUGUUUCCACAUAUCCUCCGGGCAUUCUGAAUCAAAAUAUGCUAGCAUAUCUGUGUCAAAAACAAACCCCCGUUCAUCUCUUGUCCGGUUUCAAGCAUUCCAGGGAAGCUCUCUUGGGUCUAUCAUCUUGAAGCAGAGUAGCAACUGGCAUUCAUUAACUGUCAAAAGUAUAGUUAAUUCUGUUCCUUCCCAGAAGACAUGCCUUUCUAUUUCAGUGGGGUGCCAAAAUAUGAAUGUGAGGCUUUGGGUGCCUAGACACACAAUAACUCUCAAACUCGAUCAUAAUAUGGGUCCUGUUUUGUGGCUGAAAGGAUUUUCAUCUGCUGGUUUAGUUUUUGGUUUGUUUGUUUGUAAUUCAAAUUCUGAACCAGUUCAUGCUGAGGCACCUGGGGCGAAAGAUGAUCCUGAUUCCUCAGCUGCCAACUUUUCACAUGGGAAGAAAGUCUAUACCAACUAUUCUGUUAUUGGCAUACCUGGAGAUGGGAGAUGUUUAUUUCGCUCUGUUGCUCAUGGAGCUUGUGUACGGUCGGGAAAGCCUGCUCCGAAUGAGAGCCUUCAAAGGGAACUAGCUGACGAAUUACGAGCAAGAGUAGCAGAUGAAUUUUUCAAAAGGCGGAAAGAGACAGAAUGGUUCAUAGAAGGUGACUUUGACACCUAUGUUUCACAAAUAAAGAAGCCUCAUGUAUGGGGAGGUGAGCCUGAAUUGUUAAUGGCUUCUCAUGUUCUCCAGAUGCCAAUCACAGUCUACAUGCACGAUGAGGAUUCUGGCGGCCUGAUAUCCAUUGCCGAGUAUGGACAAGAAUAUGGCAAAGACAAUCCUAUCAAAGUCUUGUAUCAUGGUUUUGGCCAUUAUGAUGCAUUGCAGAUUCCUGGGAAAAAGGGUGCAAAACCCAAAUGGUAGAAUCUAUUUUUGAGUUUCAAAAUGUGAACCAGCAUCAAUACUAUUAUUUAGAGAACAAAAGGAUCUGUAUUUUUUCCUUCAUUGUAUUGUCACGUUAUUAUGAUCAUAUGAUGUCCCCUUUACAGAAAAGGCUUCGAGUCAAUAAACAAAUUUUUCCAAAAAAUAAGAGUAAUCUUUCUGGCAAAAUUGUAAUCUGCACUUUCUUUGCCUGAAAAUUGUCUGGCG
Molecule: messenger RNA, 2623 nt
Organism: Ilex paraguariensis (yerba mate)
Lineage: Eukaryota; Viridiplantae; Streptophyta; Magnoliopsida; Aquifoliales; Aquifoliaceae
Source: the annotation of a GenBank genome assembly